Messenger RNA from Chaetomium globosum CBS 148.51, 564 nucleotides. RefSeq lists its product as uncharacterized. The record is from RefSeq and is a predicted model, not a curated record. Lineage: Eukaryota; Fungi; Ascomycota; Sordariomycetes; Sordariales; Chaetomiaceae. Bases 1 to 564 code for a protein of 187 amino acids. The transcript has 2 exons.
AUGGGCAAGAUAUCCAAGCCCUUGGCUGAAGAAAUCGAGCCUCUUGGCCGCGAGAACCAGCGUCGCCAAGCAGGGGAAGCUGCGCUGCAUGGAAGUUGCUCCCUCCGCAUCUUCCGCCCAUUCUCCCGCGCAGCGUUUAAUUGCGUUCCUCGCUCAUUCUGCGGCAGCCCGUGUUUUCAGCAGCGACGAAAUACGCGACAAGAAAUCGAGACUGCACAGCCUCCUUCCCCUGGGUGCAAUGAGACCCUGUCCCCCGCUGCCGAGAAGAGCGGAUCUGGGCCCUUUGGUGGGAGGUUCCACAAACUUUUGGCGAUCCGAGAAAACGACGACUCGUCGGCGCCGUUGCAGCCGGUUUGGAGUCUGGAGAAAGAACCAAACGAUCAACAGCAAGCUGUUGUUUGUUUUGUUGUCCUAUCUACGAGGGAGUGGCCGCCAGCCUGUCAUCGAUUCGCAACGGGCAACGCUGCGCGCGUGCAUCCUUUUGUAGCGCAUUGCCCAAUCACCACUUUACCCCUCCUGCGGGCGCUGCAUUGCGCUGCACCUGCCCCGCCGUGGCCAUGGUGA